GCAGCUUUCAUUCAGUCGCCUUCCACUUGUCCAAGACGCGACCGCGCAACCGCCAUGGCCGAAAAACUUGAAUCAACGCCAUUCGAGGAUGCACUGGAAAAAACUGGCAACGGUCUUUAUAAUGUCCUGCUAGUCCUCACAUGUGGCCUGAUCCUGUUGGCCAUCGGCGUGGACCUGUUCGGCUUUGGCCUGGUGGUGGCAGCAGCGUGCGACCUCAACAUCACAGUACCCCAGAGAGGGAUACUUACUUCACUGCCUUAUAUUGGAAUCCUCCUAGUUUCCUACAUCUGGGGCUACAUCUCCGACACACGUGGUCGAAGGUUCUCCCUCCUGGUGUCCAUGCAAACAGCCUUCGUUCUCUCGUGUCUGUCAAGCUUUGCCACCAACUGGUUACUGCUGGGCCUCAUCAAGUUCUUCUCUGUUUGCUUUUCUUGUGCAGCCAACUCCGUCACAUACACCCUGCUGGGGGAGUCAUGUAUUCAGCGAGUGAGGAGCAAGUACAUGCUCCUGAUCACCUGUCUCCUCAUUCUGUCACCGGGCAUUGCAGCUCUUGUCACAUACCCAACCCUCCUCCUGCAUUUCAAAUUGGAGAUUCCUCUACUUGGAAUAAACUUCACACCCUGGCGCCUGCUGAUCGUGGUGCUGGCAAUACCCUCGGGGCUCGGAGGCAUUGCCAUCAGCUUCUUCCACGAGUCCCCCAAGUUCUUGGCAAACUCUGGCAAGAAUGACGAGGCUUUAGAGGUGCUGAAGUCUAUGCAUGCGAUCAAUAAUCGAAACACCAAGGAGGAAUUUGGGGUAACCUCAUUGUACUUAGAAGACGCAGUAGCAAAGAAGCCAAUCAGCUUCACCCGUGCAUUGUAUGAGCAAGGGGCGCCUCUGUUCCGACCCCCCAUGCUAUGGAGGACCGUGCAGCUCUACUUCAUAGUCUCCAUCGUGUAUUUCACUAACAACAGUCUUCUAGUGUGGCUGCCUUAUAUCAUGAACUUAGUAAGAGUGGCUUUGAGCCAGAAUGCUGCAUCUGCUGGGGAUAUUUGUACCUUGAUCAAUAUGAAGGAGGAGGCUAAGGUCCAUAAUGAAACUUUAACUUCUUCAAAUACUACUGCUGUGACACCAGAAAUCUGCCUCGGCUACAUCGAGAACAACGUGAUCAUCACCCUAGUGGCUGCGCAGUGCAUUUACUCCGUCCUCAACUUCGUCAUCUCGUACCUCAUGAGGUGGAGGAGAAUCGUCCUCAUAUCCAUCCUGUCCAUGGCCACAAUAAGUGGUGCUUUGCUGGGUUUGAUGCCUGAACUGAUUUCCAGCGUGUUCCUUUUGAUGGCCUUUACUUGCACGAAUCUUGGAAUGGGAAUAUUGGCGUCUUACUUUGUGGAUUUAUAUCCUACUUCUUGUAGGGGCAUGGUUGCUUGCCUCAGCAUAAUGGUGGCGCGAUCCAGUACGUUCGUUGGCAUCAAUGUGGUUGGCAACCUCAUCUUCUACCACUGCCAUACCACCUUCUACGUGUGGUCCAUCGUUGUUUUCACAAGUGUUGUCGCGGCUUGGUUCCUUCCACCAGACAAACCAGUGCGUUAACUUACAGGUAUUAGUUAUAGGACUUAUGUUAUUAAUAAUCUGUGAUUUUAGUACCAAUAAGACAUUAGUUAUAAUAACUAUACCAACAUAUUAUAUUUAUAAUAGAGUGAAUUUAUGUCCGUGAAAUUAUUAUGUACAUUAUGUUUAAUAUUAAGAAAAUAAAAGUUUAGUUUGUAAA
Molecule: messenger RNA, 1747 nt
Organism: Maniola jurtina (meadow brown)
Lineage: Eukaryota; Metazoa; Arthropoda; Insecta; Lepidoptera; Nymphalidae
Product: synaptic vesicle glycoprotein 2A-like
Exons: 10
Coding region: 55-1569 (504 amino acids)
Biological process (GO): transmembrane transport
Molecular function (GO): transmembrane transporter activity
Source: RefSeq, a predicted model, not a curated record